AUGCAGUCGAAAAAAGAUCAUUUAGAAGCAGUGAAAUGUCUUCUUGCAUAUGACGUCAACGUUGUUGCAAAAACUACGGAUGAGAAACAUCUUUCACAGUGGACUUUGCUACAUAUCGCAUCAAGCGCAGGUUACUUAAACUUGGUAAAAUAUCUUCUCGAAAACGGUGCCGAUGCUAGUGAGAAGGGUAAAUAUGAGAGUACCGCAUUGCAUUUCGCAUCAAUUCAAGGUCACUCCGAAGUAAUAAAAUGUCUUCUCGAAAAUGGUGCCAAUGUUAACGCUAGAGAUUUUAAAAAACUCACUCCUCUGCAUUAUGCAUCGCAAAAUGGCUGCUAUGAAGCUGUGAAAUGCCUUCUCGAAAACGGUGCUGACGUUAACGCUAAAGAUUACAAAGAAAGAACUCCGUUUGACGUUGCUAAGGAAGAAGAUAUUCGACGGCUUCUCACCGAUUUAUAUAAACGUAAAAUACGCUUUGAGACAAUUUCAACUUUGGAAAAGAUUGGAGAAGGUGCUCAAGGUGUCGUUUACAAGGGCAUAUUUAACAACGAAAUUGUUGCCUUAAAGAAGUUUUCACCGAAAGAAGAAGCAAAUAAAUUUUACUUCUUCUUGGACCAUCUUAACCUGAUCAAUCUGUCUACAAAACCCAACGAUUAUAUAGCUCAGUUUUAG
Messenger RNA from Enterobius vermicularis (human pinworm), 669 nucleotides. The record is from the annotation of a GenBank genome assembly. Lineage: Eukaryota; Metazoa; Nematoda; Chromadorea; Rhabditida; Oxyuridae.